GUUUAACGUUUGCGAGGGUUAGGAUAUAGCAGUAGUUUUAUCUGCAAACAUCAGUCAAAACGAUUGGGUUUUUCGAUUCUCUUGUGUGUUUUCAGUUUUUCUGCUGUGUUGGGCUUUAAAAGAUAAACACCAUGUCAAGAUCACUGUGGAUGGGAGACGUCGUUGGGAUUUAAGUUAUAGUUUAGCUUAUUGCGCCUCGACCUUUGUCAGUGGAUUAAGUUUAAAGCAAGAAAUGCUGAAAUAGCUUCCUUUGAAGGGCGUGUACCCCACACGCUACAUAUUGAUGCAACCAACUUAAUUUUACAAUGCUAGGCAACGAUGCCUAACCGGGCAGUGGCGUAAGGUACAGUUAUGAGACGCUGGGAGUUUCACGUCACAUUCAGUUGGAGCCGUAUAUGGACGAGACUUUUGUAAACAAAGCAUUUCUGCAAGUAAGCCAACCUGUGUCCGUGAAAGUUAUCAGAAGGAAGGACAAUGGCCUGCCAGCGGGUUAUUGUUUUAUAGAGUUCCCAAGUGAAGCUGAAGCUGAGAGAGUGCUGAAACUUGUCAACGGAACAACCAUUAAUGGAAGUAAUCCUCCAAAGAGAUUUCGACUGAACAGAUCUCAAGCUGGGAAAAUGUGGGAUAUUGGACCAUCAUUUUCAAUAUUUGUUGGUGACCUCGAUGCCACAGUAACAGAUGAUAAACUAGAAGACUUUUUCUUGAAGAGAUAUCGCUCGGUGAAAGGGGCAAAGAUAAUGUAUGAAGAAGGAGGGAUUUCAAGAGGAUAUGGAUUUGUUCGGUUUAGUGAUGAAGCUGAACAGAAAAGAGCUUUACAAGAAAUGCAAGGGAUUAGGGGUCUUGGGGCAAAACCUAUUCGUGUUAGUGUCGCUACACCAAAAGGAAAAAUGGCCCCAAGUACCAACAGUAGCACAACAGACACAACCACUGCCAGUAUACCUACAGCUUAUGAUGAUGCUACAGCAUACGCACAACAGUUGUUACAAAUGCAGCAAUACACUGACCAGUAUAAAUACUACCAACAGUAUUGUGACUAUUACAACUAUCAGCAACAAUACAGCUACUACCAACAGCAAGCACAAAACAGCCAGGCAUAUGCGAGAGCUAAUGUUGAGCAAUAUGCUUCAACCGAGCACUAUCAAGCCAGCAGGUUGCACCAGCAAGAAAACAACAACAAUAAACUUGAGGACCCCAAUCCUGCAUUCAACAAAGAAUUCGAAAACGCUGCAUACAUUGCCCAAAAGACUUUACUAAUUGAUUGUCUAGGUAGCCACUGGCAACCAAUAGACUCCUAUACUUCUAAAAUCCCAAGUUAUAGCAUUAGAUCCUGACUUGAUAAAACUAUUAACAUUUUUGAACUAAUUUCCACAUUUUUCGUUGCCGCUUUUUUAAGACGUUAUAUUAACGCUAAGAUAAUAAGAAAUGAGCUGGUGUACAGUUUUAUGUAAUAUUCCAUACUGCACAUAUACGUUGUUAUAUUUUCUUGGCCGCAUUUUUGGUUUUUGUUAAGUUUUUGUUAUUGUUUCAAAAAAAAACGCUAUACUUCGGAAAAGCGUAUUUUUAAAAGGUUUUGUUUCGGGCAAUAUUAGACGUUUCUGCCGCCGUUUUUAGUUACUGUUUCUACCAAGCGUGGUAACACCGCCAAAUUAUCAUCUAUACAAACCAUUUUCAAUUAAAACUCUCAUGGCCCCUUCUAAG
Molecule: messenger RNA, 1698 nt
Organism: Ciona intestinalis (vase tunicate)
Lineage: Eukaryota; Metazoa; Chordata; Ascidiacea; Phlebobranchia; Cionidae
Source: RefSeq, a predicted model, not a curated record